Molecule: messenger RNA, 1103 nt
Organism: Odobenus rosmarus divergens (Pacific walrus)
Lineage: Eukaryota; Metazoa; Chordata; Mammalia; Carnivora; Odobenidae
Gene: BPGM
Product: 2,3-bisphosphoglycerate mutase
Exons: 3
Coding region: 237-1019 (260 amino acids)
Biological process (GO): glycolytic process
Molecular function (GO): intramolecular phosphotransferase activity
Source: RefSeq, a predicted model, not a curated record
CCAAUACGCAGAGCGCUAGGACCUCCCCCUUCGGGCUCCAGAGCUAGAAAAGAGCGUCGAUGCCGGCGGCAGUGAUGAGUUGUAGGAGGAGCUGGGUGCUUGGAGGAGCUGGGUGCUUGGCGGCUGUGAGGAGCGGCUGCUGCUACUGCUGCUGCUGCUGGUGGCCUCUUUACAGAUGUAUUGCUGUCAUUGAAUAUUGGCCCAUUUGAAAGUGCUAGGGAAGCUCAACCAUCAGGAUGUCCAAGUACAAACUGAUUAUGUUAAGACAUGGAGAGGGCGCUUGGAAUAAAGAGAAUCGUUUUUGUAGCUGGGUGGAUCAGAAACUUAACAGUGAAGGAAUGGAGGAAGCUCGGAACUGUGGAAAGCAACUCAAAGCACUAAACUUGGAGUUCGAUCUUGUAUUCACAUCCAUCCUGAAUCGGUCCAUCCACACAGCCUGGCUGAUCCUGGAAGAGCUGGGCCAGGAGUGGGUUCCCGUGGAGAGCUCCUGGCGUCUAAAUGAACGUCACUAUGGAGCUUUGAUCGGUCUCAACAGGGAGCAGAUGGCUUUGAAUCAUGGUGAAGAACAAGUGAGGCUCUGGAGAAGAAGCUACAAUGUGACUCCACCACCCAUUGAGGAAUCUCACCCUUUCUACCAUGAAAUCUAUAAUGACCGGAGGUAUAAAGUGUGUGACGUACCUGUGGAUCAGCUGCCCCGAUCUGAAAGCUUAAAGGAUGUUCUGGAGAGACUCCUUCCCUUUUGGAACGAAAGGAUUGCUCCUGAAGUAUUAAGUGGCAAAACCGUUCUGAUAUCUGCUCAUGGAAAUAGCAGUAGGGCUCUCCUGAAGCAUCUGGAAGGUAUUUCUGAUGAAGACAUUAUCAACAUUACUCUUCCCACUGGAGUUCCCAUUCUCCUGGAACUGGAUGAGAACCUGCAUGCUGUUGGGCCCCACCAGUUCCUGGGCGACCAAGAAGCUAUCCAAGCUGCCAUUAAGAAAAUAGAUGACCAAGGAAAAGUGAAAAAACGAGCUGAAAAAUGAAGGCUUUCCCGUUUGCUGGCUAGGAAUAGCUGAAAAAAAAAGGGGCAUGCAGUGUUUUAUGGGUGCUGAUCUCUCUCUUUCUUU